Molecule: messenger RNA, 1068 nt
Organism: Abrus precatorius (Indian licorice)
Lineage: Eukaryota; Viridiplantae; Streptophyta; Magnoliopsida; Fabales; Fabaceae
Product: probable membrane-associated kinase regulator 4
Exons: 1
Coding region: 1-1068 (355 amino acids)
Cellular component (GO): plasma membrane
Molecular function (GO): kinase inhibitor activity
Source: RefSeq, a predicted model, not a curated record
AUGGCCUCAAAACAAGCCACUUUGAUUCAUGUGGAUGAAGACUACAUUGACAUGGAACUAUGUUCUUCACCAAACUUCUUCUCUUAUUCAAACAGAGAGUUUGAAUUCCAAAUGACUUGUAUUUCAACUGAGAAAGAUUCAUCAACUUCUCCGGCUGAUGAUCUCUUCUACAAGGGAAAACUCCUUCCCCUUCAUCUUCCCCCUCGUUUGCAAAUGGUUCAAAACCUCAUUGAGAACUCAAAUGCCAACUUUGAGUAUGUGAAAUCAGAGCCAGCUUUUGAAAACAGAAACUUUGCCUUUACCAGUGACCUUAGAGUGCCUUCUACUAAUGCAACCACCCCUCUUGAAUCCUUCAGCAUCUUACCUUCAGAAUCUCACAGAGUUAGCAGUGAUCUAAGCUCAAAUGAAUACCGAUUUGGGUGGUCUUCUGACAUGAAUGGUUUUGUUGGUGAUCUUCCCAAGAAAUCAUGGCCAAAGAAACUGAAACAGAUGAAACAGUUUUGGUUGAGUCAGAGACUUAAGGCUUCAAGAGCUUAUCUAAAAGCUUUGUUCAACAAAUCUGGUUGUUCAGACAAGUGCUGUGCCAGUGCUGCAAACAACAUGGGAGCAGAGAAGAAAUCAAAAUGCAAUGAUAGCCAGAACAAGUACAUCAAGGUUUCAAGGAGAAACCCAUUUGAGAAUUUUUAUGAUAACAAGCAUCAGUUAUCUUGUGCUGUCAUGAAGACCAUUGAAAGAGACAUGCUUGAAGAUGAUUCCAGUAACUACAGAAGGUCUUUCUCUGGGGUGGGGCAACGACAUUGUGCCACAAAGGCUUCAUAUUUGUCCACAUCUUCAUCUGGCUCAUCUUCUUCAUCUUCAUCUUUUUCAUUCAGCUCAGCUGGGUGUUAUGAUCUGCAGCUGUUCAAGAGAAGCAUCAGUGCUAAUUAUGAGUUGGAAAGUGCAAUUGAGGGAGCCAUUGCUCAUUGCAAACAGUCUCAGCAUCAGUGUGGUUCAAAGAAUGCUUCAGAUGGUAGCAGGAUUUGUUCUCAAUUUGAAACAAAAAUGCAGUCAGUGGGGGUCAAGAAAUAG